Molecule: messenger RNA, 393 nt
Organism: Rotaria socialis
Lineage: Eukaryota; Metazoa; Rotifera; Eurotatoria; Philodinida; Philodinidae
Source: the annotation of a GenBank genome assembly
AUGAAUGCAUUGUUUACAAGUCAACCGGAUAAAUCUGAUGAUUACUAUACAAUACUUGGUUGUAAUGAACUUUCCAAUAAAGAUCAAAUUCAAGUUGAAUAUCGUAUAAGAGCACUUCGAUUACAUCCAGAUAAGAAUCAAGAUGACCCCAACACAAUGGACCAAUUUAAACAACUUCAAGAAGCAAAAGAAGUUCUAUCUGAUGAUGUUAAACGUAAAGCAUAUGAUCAUUGGCGAAAUAGUCAUAUAACUAUACCAUGGAAAACAUGGCAAUCAAUCACUGAGCGAAGUCAACCGGUAAGAAAAUACAAUAGAAAAACUUGUGAAGAAAAAAAGUCGAAUGAUGAUGGACGUUUUUUAACGCUUAGAUCAAGUGGAAGACUUGAUGAAUAA